Molecule: messenger RNA, 249 nt
Organism: Symbiodinium necroappetens
Lineage: Eukaryota; Dinophyceae; Suessiales; Symbiodiniaceae
Source: the annotation of a GenBank genome assembly
AUGGCGGCGUUCGACCGGGUGCUGCUUUCCCUUUUCAGUGGCGGUGGGUUGUGUGGCUGCUGCAAGCCAGAGACGUCAAAUUCAGUGGCCAUGGACAUUUUGCAGCUCAAAUCCUACCAAGACGAGUGGGAUCGGACUCAACGCGCCAUAGAACUGGCCAAACGCGAGCAGGUAGCCAAGGAGGCGGAAAUCCGUCAAAAGGCGGCGAGCCGCGCCGCGGAGCUCCUGGCUGAGCGAGGGGACCUGGAG